This is a messenger RNA of Helianthus annuus (common sunflower), 2028 nucleotides long. RefSeq names its product probable inactive ATP-dependent zinc metalloprotease FTSHI 3, chloroplastic. Gene Ontology annotation, biological process: proteolysis. Gene Ontology annotation, molecular function: ATP binding; zinc ion binding; ATP-dependent peptidase activity. Lineage: Eukaryota; Viridiplantae; Streptophyta; Magnoliopsida; Asterales; Asteraceae. The coding region runs from base 123 to 1850 and encodes 575 amino acids. Gene Ontology annotation, cellular component: membrane; chloroplast thylakoid. The transcript is spliced from 7 exons. The record is from RefSeq and is a predicted model, not a curated record.
GAAACUUGCUUAGCACGUAACCGUAGUGGCCGACUCUGUUACAUCGCCGGUGAUCGUACGUACCCUAACUCCACCGGAACCCUAAAUUCUGUUCACCAAUCGAGUCUCAUUUGCAUACAAAAAUGUUGUUGACUCCUUCACCAUUGAUUACUUCACCAUUGGUUGCACCACUACCUAUAAGACCAAUAACAUAUCGAUCAAAUAGGUCUCGUUACUACUCUAGAAUUUUCUCAUGCAUGCGUUUUCCAAAUCGUAUUAAUGGUCGUUGUUUAUCGAUGAAAGCUGUGAAACCUGGGUCUGCUCUCGUUAAGGAGAGUUCUGGCUCUGUAGGAAGCAUGAAUUGGCUUGUUAAUUCAUAUUGGGAUGAUUUGAUUAAGAAGGAUGAUAAGUUCAAAUGUCGUUGGAGGAAAUCUGAUACUGUAGCAGAUGUAAAAGAAGAGAAACAGUUGAAAAGAAGAAACACCGAAAAGAAUACAAGCACAACGCUGUAUGCAGUUUUGGUCGGAGCUUCCUUUUGCGUUGCAGUCACUCUAUGCUCUCUCGGGAUUCAAAAGCUACCCAGCUCACAGUACAUCGAUGUUCCAUAUUCACAUUUUGUUGAUGGUAUACAAGACGGUAGUGUCACAAGCGUUCAGUUUGUUGAAAAUUCCCGCCAAAUAUACUUCAAUAAGGACCUUGUAGAAGAGCAGAAUGUUCAAACUUCAGAAACUGAUUCUGAUUCACUAACCGCACAAUUUGAAAGGGCUGUUAAGAAGUAUUUUCCCAAGUGGCAGUAUCAUACAAGAAAUGUGGAAGAUUAUACACCACGUGAUCUGGUUAGGAUGCUAGAAGAAAAAGGGAUCACAUAUGGGUCAAACCGUGCGCUUCUUUCUGCAUCCACGAAGAAUUUCUUAUUCGUUUUCUUUCAAGUGGCUCCUUUUUGGAUCAUGGUGUUGCUUACUUUUUACCAGCUAAAUCUUCAACAUGAUCUUGGGAAAAUGACGAAGAAAACACCGAGUAAGAAGCAGUCGCUAGUGACAUUCGAUGAUGUAAAAGGUGUUGAUGCUGCCAAAACUGAACUUUUAGAGAUUGUUUUGUGCAUGAAAGGAGACAGCAAGUACAUAAAACUCGGGGCAAAGCCGCCGAAAGGUGUCCUGUUAGCGGGUCCACCAGGAACUGGGAAAACAUUGUUGGCUCGUGCUGUGGCCGGGGAAGCUGGAAUGUCGUUUUUCUCGAUUUCCGGUAGCGAACUGGUGGAGGUUUUUGUCGGUAGAGGGGCAGCUAGAGUUCGAGAUCUUUUCAGCGAGGCGAGAAAAAAUUCACCGUCAAUCAUCUUUAUCGACGAGAUCGAUGCUGUUGGCGGCCAGCGUGGCAGAACUUUGAAUUGUGAACGCGAUCAGACACUAAACCAGCUUUUGACAGAAAUGGAUGGGUUUGAGAAAGAGGAAAGUGUGGUGGUUAUAGCUGCCACAAACAGACCCGAAACACUGGAUUCCGCUCUGAUGAGGCCUGGUCGGUUUUCGAGAAAAGUGCGUGUGGGCGAGCCAAACGAGAGUGGCAGAAAAGACAUCUUUGCGCUUUACUUGAAAAAUGUGCCGUUUGAGGACGAUAAGGAAGACAUUUGUGAGGUUGUUGCGUCGCUCACACCGGGAUUAGUAGGGGCUGAUCUUGAAAACAUUGUUCGGGAAUCUGUUCUUCUUGCUGCUAGAAGAGGUGGUGAAGUUGUGACUAAGGAUGAUAUAUUUCAAGCUGUAGAUAGAGCUAAAGGUAAGGUUUAUGAUCAUGUAGCGGCUGGUAAACCUUUUCCGUUUGGACCGAGUGCUCAAGCGCAUGCGCAGGGUGGGUCUAUGGGUUUUGGGUUUCCGAAUUGAUGGAGUUGGAUCCGUUUGUGUAUAUUCUAAGAGGUGUAUUAGAUUUAUAAUUGUGCUUGUGUUUGGAUGUUUCAUGUUGAGAUAAUUGAUUUAAAAUCUGAAAUUAAAGAAGGUUAUUGGUUGGAAAACAGUCCAUGGUUGUUUUGGGUUGUCAUGUAAUCAUAUGGUUUGUAUGAUA